Molecule: messenger RNA, 1802 nt
Organism: Ornithodoros turicata
Lineage: Eukaryota; Metazoa; Arthropoda; Arachnida; Ixodida; Argasidae
Product: probable D-lactate dehydrogenase, mitochondrial
Exons: 2
Coding region: 232-1668 (478 amino acids)
Biological process (GO): lactate catabolic process
Cellular component (GO): mitochondrion
Molecular function (GO): FAD binding; D-lactate dehydrogenase (NAD+) activity; D-lactate dehydrogenase (cytochrome) activity
Source: RefSeq, a predicted model, not a curated record
AGAACGUUGACGACGCGCGCGCAAAUGUUAUGCAGCCACUAUUCUUAGGAUGUCGGGGACGGUGCUAGCGCGGCCCAGCAAAAUCAUUAGACCACGUUCAGGGUUGUGCAACGCCUUAGCAUAAAAGAAGGAUGGUCUACAGAAGGUGAGACCCCAGGUAACCUGUGUUUCUGUCGACGACCGCUAUCAUCUUUUAUAUUCAGAUCAUCCGGGACCCCAUCGAGAACAAGCAUGUUUUUCCCGCUAUUGCAGCGACACCUGACCCGGCACCUUACCAGCCAUCGUUUUCUUAACAACGCAGUCGUCGACGAACUAUCCGCCAUAGUCGGGCGCUCGAACGCCAGCAGUUCUGAAAUCGUGCGACAGGAGCAUUCUGGCGACCAUAGCCCUUAUGCCCGAACCCUACCUGACAUCGUCGUUUACCCAGAAAACACUGCGCAAGUGAGCGCCGUAGCGAAGACCUGUUACAAGCAUGGCGUCCCUAUGGUGCCCUAUGCCUACGGCGCGGGUCUCGAAGGUGGAGUGCAUGCAGUCAACGGUGGCGUCUGCAUCUCUUUCGCCCACAUGAACAGGAUCGUGGACGUCCACCCCAUCGAUUUCUACGUGGACGUUCAACCUGGCGCCACCUGGCGUCAAGUGAACGCGUACAUUCACGAUACCGGGCUUUGGUUCCCGAUCGAUACCGGUGCCGAGUGUUCGAUAGGGGGCAUGUGCGCAACGACGGCGUCAAGCACGAACGCCAUUCUUUACGGAACCAUGCGAGAGAACGUGCUCAAUCUCGAAGUUGUACUUUCUGAUGGACAAGUCAUCGAUACUGCUGGCAAAAAAGGGAGAUGCAAUAAAUCUGUGUCGGGAUACAAUCUUACUAAUCUCUUCAUCGGCUCUGAAGGAACGCUGGGGCUGAUUACUAAAGCCACACUCCGCCUACGCUGUCUUCCGCUAUCCAUCAUAUCCACUGUUUGUACGUUUCCGUCUGUAACUGCGGCUAUGACCGCAGUAGCUUCGCUGCUCCGAUCCAACAUUCCGCUUGCCCGUGUCGAUUUCAUGGACGAGGUAUCUGUUCGGGUGUGCAACCAUUUCAUCCACAAGCCAGUACCAGAAAUGCCUACACUGUUCAUCGAAAUUCACGGCACUACAGCGUCGACUCGAUGUCACGUCGAAGCGGUAAAAGAAAUCGUCCACAAUAACGGAGCAAGUAACUUCAAGUGGGCGACCGACAAGGAACAGCGAAGCCUCCUGUGGAAGUCCAGGAACGCGUUGCACUAUGCAACAUACAGAAUGAGGGACACUGCUCAGAUAAUCGCAACUGACGUCUGCGUUCCAAUAGGGAAUCUACCUGAGCUUAUAACGGAAACGAAAGAAGACUUCGAGGCAAACUGGAUCAUAGGUUCUGCGCUGUCGCACAUGGCCGAUGGGACAUUCCAUACGACAAUCAUGUUGGAUCCAGAGAACAAAGAAGAAGCGGAGAAAGUUGGCGAGGUGUCUGCUCGAGUGUGGGAUCGGGCUCUGAAGCUGGACGGGUCGUGUUCGGCCGAACAUGGUAUCGGGCUGGGUAGGAGGGAACUUCUUCAUCGGCAGAUGGGCAAUGAUGCGCUCGCACUUAUGAAGUCUAUCAAAACGGCGUUGGAUCCCAAGAAUAUUAUGAAUCCAGGGAAAAUAUUUUUCUGACACCUCUGGUAUAACGGGUCAUCGCCUGCGGUGUGUUGUGCGUCUAUGGAAUUCUGUGACCCUGGCAUAACGUUGAAUGACAAAAUAUACCCAUUAGAUAAUGGGUGAUAAAAAUUAUGUGGUUGUGGACACAC